Molecule: messenger RNA, 660 nt
Organism: Pocillopora verrucosa
Lineage: Eukaryota; Metazoa; Cnidaria; Anthozoa; Scleractinia; Pocilloporidae
Source: RefSeq, a predicted model, not a curated record
AUGGAACAUCAAAUGGAGCGGCAGUUAGCCAAAAUGAAAUUGCAAGAAGAAGAACUGAAACGUCGGAUUGCCAUUUUAGUCGCAGAAGGAGAAAUUGAAAAGGCUAAAGUCAUUGAUGAUCUCUUCGAGGCAUCUGAAAGUUCUAAGCAUAGUAUCAAGUCAGAGUUAAAGCUGGUGAACACAGAGGAAGCAUCUCACUCUUAUCCUACUACGAGACAUGCUGAAUUGUACACCAAAUGCGACCCCAAAAAUGUUGGCACAAAUUAUCCGAAACCAGCGCUGGAUUUGAAAACUCAAUCCUGGGACCCAGGUCCCUCUCACAGCCUCAGCAGUGGUGAAAACCUGGCGGUUUUGCAACAGUUACAGCAAAUGAUGAAGCAGCAACAAGAGGCUCUGCAAGUGAUGGCUGUCUCGAUUCAACAAGGAUUUGAAAUGCCCAAAAGAGAGCUGUUAACCUUUGAUGGUAAUCCUCUAAACUACUGGUUGUUCGUGAACAACUUCGAGGUCAAUAUCGCCAAGAGAGUACCUGACGCUGAGUCGAGGCUUGUGUACCUUAUAAAACAUUGUUCUGGAAAGGCUAGAGAGGCCAUUAUGAACUGUGCCAUAAUUUCCGAUCCAAACGCAGGAUACAGGAAAGCCCAGGGGAUCUUGUAUCAUUGA